Carcharodon carcharias (great white shark) is the source of this 2110-nucleotide messenger RNA. It is a transcript of the gene gata3, whose product is annotated as GATA binding protein 3. Gene Ontology annotation, biological process: positive regulation of transcription by RNA polymerase II; regulation of epithelial cell differentiation; negative regulation of transcription by RNA polymerase II. Gene Ontology annotation, cellular component: nucleus. The record is from RefSeq and is a predicted model, not a curated record. Gene Ontology annotation, molecular function: DNA-binding transcription factor activity, RNA polymerase II-specific; RNA polymerase II cis-regulatory region sequence-specific DNA binding; zinc ion binding. Bases 298 to 1746 code for a protein of 482 amino acids. Lineage: Eukaryota; Metazoa; Chordata; Chondrichthyes; Lamniformes; Lamnidae. The transcript has 7 exons.
CGUGCAUUGAGCCGACUGGCGCCAUCCGCCAGUUCAGAGAGAAUGCCUCCACUGUAAAAAAAACUGGGACAUAAACACAAUCUGAUCAGUCAGCUCUCCAGCCAAAGCCAAUGUGCGCGACUGACAAAACUCUCUCAGCCAGCAAAGAAAAAAGGUGGAUGAGAUAGCAGCCGCGAAGGAUCACUUUGUGGAUUCUGUAAUUUAGAGAGAACAACUCUCGGACUUUAAUAUAUAUAUCUAUAUAUAUAUAUAUAGAUAGAUACGUUGUAAUACAAGUUCGUUCGAAGUCUGAUCGCGAUGGAAGUUGACCAGCCUCGCUGGAUGACACACCAUCACCCCGCCGUGUUAAAUGGGCAGCAUCCUGACUCUCACCAUCCCGGCCUUGGUCAUGGGUACGUGGACUCGGCGCCCUACCUCCCGUCCGAAGAAGUGGAUGUACUUUUCAACAUUGACGGGCAGGCCAACCACGUUGCAUCCUACUAUGGGAACUCGGUGAGGGCAACCGUGCAGAGAUACCCCCCUCCCCACCACGGGAGCCAGGUUUGCCGCCCACCUCUGCUUCAUGGCUCUCUGUCCUGGCUAGAUGGAGGAAAAGCCCUUGCCUCUCAUCAUAAUGCUUCUCCUUGGAAUCUGAGUGCAUUCAGCAAGGCUCCACUCCACCACAGCUCCCCGGGAGCUCUUUCUGUCUACCCUCCUUCCUCAUCAGCAUCCCUCUCAGCAGGACACUCCAGCCCUCACCUCUUCACCUUUCCCCCUACCCCUCCCAAGGAUGUCUCCCCAGACCCUACCAUCUCCACCCCUGGAUCCACCAGCUCCAGCCGCCAGGAGGACAAGGAGUGCAUCAAGUACCAGGUGUCCCUGGCUGAGGGCAUGAAGUUGGAGACGGGAUCCUCUCACCCCAGAAGCAGCAUGGCAUUAGGAGGGUGCUCGUCCUCAGCCCAUCACCCUCUGGCCUCUUACCCACCUUACGUCCCUGAAUACAGCUCCAGCCUCUUCCCAUCUGGCAGCCUGCUAGGAGGAUCUCCCCCGGGCUUCCCUUCCAAAGCAAGACCAAAAGCACGUUCCAGCACAGGGGAUCGCGAAAAAAUACUUCGUGACUGUAAAUUGCACCAUUUGGAAGUUGACCGAUCAAGCUGUAGUGAACUGGGGAUAUGUGCAUUCGACAUUUUAAUAGAAGGUCGAGAAUGCGUGAACUGUGGAGCCACCUCUACUCCCCUGUGGAGGAGGGACGGCACUGGGCACUAUCUGUGUAAUGCUUGCGGUCUGUACCACAAAAUGAACGGCCAGAACCGACCUCUCAUCAAACCUAAGAGGAGACUGUCUGCUGCCAGGCGAGCAGGAACGUCCUGUGCGAACUGUCAGACUACCACCACCACACUGUGGAGACGGAAUGCCAACGGAGACCCUGUCUGCAACGCCUGUGGGCUCUACUACAAACUCCACAACAUUAAUCGACCACUGACCAUGAAGAAGGAGGGAAUCCAGACUCGGAACAGGAAAAUGUCCAGUAAAUCCAAGAAGAGCAAAAAGACCCACGAUGGUCUGGAUGAAUUUUCAAAGAGCCUCAUGGACAAGGCCAGUUCUUUCAGCCCCACAACUCUCUCAAGACACGUGUCCCCGAUUCAUCAUAUUCCACCCUUCAGCCACUCAGGCCACAUGCUGACGACACCAACAGCAAUGCAUCCACCUUCCAGCCUGUCCUUCGGACCUCACCACCCCUCCAGUAUGGUCACUGCGAUGGGCUAGAGAUCUCCCGCUCAGAGCUUGGGGCUUGGGGCUGCAGAGCAAGCCUGCUUUGCAUUAACAGUUUCCAAACGAGACAAAAAAGCGAGCAAUAUCAGCCCGUUUUCAGAUGAUAGGAAGCCUCUGAGACUGGACGACCAUAAACUAUACUUCUGUUAGUAAGCUUCGCUUCAGAUAAAGAGUUUCCCUAGACAUCACCUGUAAGGAGCUCAGUAUGCUGUGUAUGUACGCUCCACCACUGAAUUCUCAGCCGCCAUUUGUGAAUACGUCAUUGUAGACUCAUCACCCGUUUAUUUGUGAGACAGGAUCUUGUGCUGUGAAAUAUAACUUUAAACAAGAUACCACCCCCCACCUUCCCUACCCCCCA